UGCCAGUUAAGCACCGAAAACUUUCCAAAUCGACGCCCUAAUUGUGCGCGCGAUAGUUGUUUGGUCCCCUCCCACCCCCCGGUUAUCUCCCCCCCCGUAACGAGUCGCAUUUCUAGUUGUCAAGACAGUUACUGGCCACCUACAUCUUCGAAGCCUGCUCGUGUUUUUUUUGCACCGAUUUUGUCCUCUAAAAAAAAGGCCCUGCAGUCUAUAGCCAGCCCAAGAGCGCUCUGCUGCCAGGAAACCCUCAUAAAAAACCCGAAAAAAUCGCGGGGCACUUUUUCCACCCAAAGAAAGCCACCCGGACCCCACACCUACAGGCACCUCUUUUUUUCCCACCACAGAAGGGCCAUCGUAAAACGCAGUUCUCACCGAGAGACACACACCCCCUCCAACCGCCUACCGAAGGAAAGAAGAAAGAAAAAUUACGAGCAGCCCGCCAACGCACUUGGACUGUUCCCCUUGAUCGGCCGUCGCAAUCAUGGCGCCUUCUUUCGACCAUCUGCGCGAGGCAGAUCUCGACGAUGAGGAGUACGACGAGGAGGAGAUUGAUAUCUCCGACCUGCGCGAGAAGUACGAGGUUCAGCUGGAACAAGGAUACGACACCUUCGUGGUUAUUGAUGGCCUCCCCGAAGUCAACGAGGAGCAGAAGCCCAAGCUAGUCAAGUUCUUGUUGAAGAAGUUGAACUCGGUUGGAAAGACAAGAGAGGACUUGAUUUACAUGCCCAUGGGUGAGAAUGGAAAGUCGCUGAGAUUUGCCUUUGUCGAGUACUCAUCCCCCGGCGAGGCUGCCGCCGCCGUUCGCGGACUCGACCAGGUCCCUCUCGACAAGAAGCACACCCUCCGCGUCAACAAGCUCACCGACAUCGACCGCUACGGCCGCGAAGGCAAGGUCCAGGAGGAGUACACGCCGCCCUACAUUGAGGAGUUUACCGAGAAGGAGCACCUGAGAUCAUUCAUGAAGGAUCCCAGCGGCCGUGGCAGAGACCAGUUCGUCAUGUACCGUGGCGACACCGUCGGCGUCUUCUGGAACAACGAGAAGGACGUGCCCGAGAACAUCGUCGACCGCCAGAACUGGACAGACAGCUUCGUCCGGUGGUCGCCCCAGGGAACCUACCUCACCUCGGUCCACGCCCAAGGUGUUCAGAUUUGGGGCGGUGCCUCGUGGUCACGGCAGAGGCGUUUCCCCCAUCCCUUUGUCACCUUCUGCGACUGGUCCCCCUCCGAGAAGUACCUGGUGACAUGGUCUAACCGCCCCAUCUCCAUUCCCGACGAGGGCCACCCGGCCUUGUCCGUCGACGACGAUGGCAAGAACUAUGUCAUCUGGAGCGUCGAGUCCGGCAAGCCCAUCCGUUCCUUCGCCAACCUCGACAUGCCCGACUUGGACGAGGCUAAGCAGCGUAAGCUUCUCUGGCCCGCCUUCAAGUGGUCCGCCGACGGCAACUACGUCGCUCGUCUCAACUAUCAGACUGGUAUCUCCGUCUACGAGCUGCCCCGCAUGAACCUCCUCGACAAGACCUCGAUCAAGAUCGAGGGUAUCAUGGAGUUCGACUGGGCCCCCGCCACCCCGCAAAGAGAAGGAGUCAAGACGUACGAGCAGCUCCUCACCUACUGGACUCCUGAAAUCGGCAGCAAUCCCGCCAAGGUCGGUCUUAUGAGCAUCCCCAGCAAGGAGGUUGUUCGUCAACUGCCCCUCUUCAGCGUCUCCGACGCCAAGCUUCACUGGCAGUCCGACGCCGCGUACCUUUGCGUCAAGGUCGACCGUCACUCCAAAUCCAAGAAGUCCCAGGCCACGACGCUCGAGAUCUUCCGCAUCAAGGAGAAGGGCGUUCCUGUCGAGGUCGUCGAUACCAUCAAGGACACCGUCAUCAAUUUCGCCUGGGAGCCCAAGGGCGACCGCUUCGUCAUCAUCACGACGACGGAGCCCGCCGGCGCCGUCGCCGUCGCGCCCAAGACCUCCGUCGCCUUUUUCUGCCCCGAGAAGGCCAAGGGCAACACCGUCGGUAACUUCAAGCAUCUGCGCACCCUGGACAAGAAGAACAGCAACGCCAUCUACUGGUCCCCGCGCGGCCGCUUCGUCGUCAUCGCCACCGUCCACAACCAGCAGAGCUCCGACCUCGACUUCUUCGACCUCGACUUCGAGGGUGAGAAGCCUGAGUCCGACAAGGACUUGACGGCCAACCUGCAGCUCAUGAACACGGGCGACCACUACGGCGUCACCGACAUUGAGUGGGACCCCUCAGGACGCUUCGUCGCCACCUGGGCCUCCGCCUGGAAGCACUCUAUGGAGAACGGAUACCACAUCUACGACUUCAAGGGCGAGGCGCUGCGCGAGGAGGCCGUCGAGAAGUUCAAGCAGUGGGCCUGGCGCCCGCGCCCCCCCACGUUGCUCUCCAAGGAGGAGCAGAAGCAGAUCCGCAAGAACCUGCGCGAGUACAGCCGCGUCUUCGAGCAAGAGGAUAUGGACCGCGGCGCCUCGGCCGACCGCGAGGUCGUCGAGGCCCGCCGCCGCCAGCUUGCCGAGUGGGUCGCGUGGCGCGAGGACAUCGAGGCCGAGGCCGCCGAGGAGCGCAAGGAGCUCGGCCUGCCCCAGGACAUUGUCGCCUACCUCCUCUCUAAGAAGAUGGCGGCCAGCGAGGGCGAAGAGCAGGUUAUUGAGGAGAUUGUCGAGGAGGUCCUCGAGGAGUCGGAAGAGGUUAUCAACUAGAGGUAGACUGCAGUCGUGUGUGCGUGCGUGGUCGUGUAUGUGUGUGUAGACGAGGUCGCAACAGCCCGCAGCAGCAGCGGAAGCAGCAGUUCAAGCAGUCGCAGUUCCUGGAAGAAAACACAGAUGACGAGCGGGAGUGAAAGAGAAAAAAAACGGCAUCAAGGGGGGCCCGCUAGACGCUCUCGCCAGUUCACACAUUGUUUGUUCGUUGGGGACCAUCGGGCGAUGGUUGGGCAUUUCGCAGGAGGUUUAAUUCACGGACUUGAAGAC
Colletotrichum navitas is the source of this 2977-nucleotide messenger RNA. RefSeq names its product eukaryotic translation initiation factor eIF2A. Lineage: Eukaryota; Fungi; Ascomycota; Sordariomycetes; Glomerellales; Glomerellaceae. Bases 482 to 2707 code for a protein of 741 amino acids. The transcript has 3 exons. Gene Ontology annotation, molecular function: translation initiation factor binding; translation initiation factor activity; RNA binding. Gene Ontology annotation, cellular component: eukaryotic translation initiation factor 3 complex. The record is from RefSeq and is a predicted model, not a curated record. Gene Ontology annotation, biological process: translational initiation.